AUGACAGAUACCACAGAUGGACCUGUAUUGCUGGAAAAUCCACACGUUGUGGAGGUACCAGAGAUCUUGAAGCAUUAUAACGUCACUCUGGACAAAGGGCUGAACGAUAAACAGGUGACUCAGCACAGGAAGUUAUUUGGAGCUCACACAUUCGCCAAGACCAAAAAGGCGUCACUGUUUCAACUCCUAAUCUCCCAAUUCGAUGAUCUACUGGUCAGGAUUCUGCUACUCGCAGCAAUCAUCAGCUUCAUACUCACGUUUCUGGACAUCAAGAGCGAAAGGAACAUAUCAGACUAUAUAGAGCCCAUGGUCAUACUUGUAAUACUGGUGCUCAAUGCCAUAGUUGGAGUAUGGCAAGAGGCGAAUGCAGAACGAGCAUUGGACGCCCUAAAACAGUUGCAGCCGGAAUUGGCCAGUUGUCUACGAAAUGGAAAGUGGAUCACAAUGGGAACAGAGGAACUGGUUGUAGGUGAUGUUGUAAGGAUCAAAAAUGGCGAUAAAAUACCAGCGGAUGUAAGAGUCGCAAAGAUUUUUUCCACGUCAUUGGCGGCUGAACAGUCUCAGCUUACUGGAGAAUCCUCCAUCGUUUUCAAGACGUCCAACGCACUACCAAAGUCAAUGGAAUCCUGUGAGAUUCAAAGCAAAAAGAACAUUCUCUUUUCAUCCACAACUAUCACGUGUGGAAACGCUGUUGGUAUCGUGGUUGCAACGGGCAUGUCCACAGAAAUUGGAGCUGUGCAGUACGCAGUUAUGGAGGCUAGUCAGUCAGAAUCCACGACUCCCCUGCAAAAAAUGCUCCACGACUUUGGUGCAACCUUGUCAAAGGCUAUUAGCGCAAUUUGUGUGAUUGUCUGGGUAAUCAACUUUAAAAACUUUGCGGAUCCCAUCCACGGCUCAAGAUUACGCGGGUGUAUCUACUAUUUCAAGAUUGCAAUUGCACUUGCCGUUGCGGCAAUUCCCGAAGGAUUGCCCGCUGUAAUUACAACAUGUUUGGCAUUAGGAACUCGCAAGAUGGCAAAGAGAAAUGCAAUUGUCAGAAAAUUACCCUCUGUGGAAACAUUGGGAUGUACAACUGUCAUUUGUUCCGACAAAACUGGUACGCUAACCACUAACAAGAUGACAAGUCUACUCUUGACCCUCUUUAAUGAAAAUGAUGAAUUAAAGUACAUUCACGUCCCAGCGGUUGGACAUGAUAUCAGGGUAACGUUGGCUCCUACUGAUCCAGUGGAUGCAUCCACACCACUUUCUAUUGCUCAGUCAUUUGAUUCUCCCAUUGAUGUUCCUACAAAUGUAUUUUGUCAAUGCGCAUCACUUUGUUCUGAUGCGGUUGUCACUGUGGAGAAUGGAAAGGUAGCCAUUGAGGGUGAACCUACUGAAACUGCAAUUUUGGAGCUUGUGGAUAAACUUGGAAAGUGUUUGGAGGAUAACGAUACUACACAUAUCGAUGAGCUUGGUCGUUUUGCAUUCAAGUCAUCAUGUCUUCCAGAGGCAUAUAGGAAAAGGAUUAAAAAGGAGGCAACACUGGAAUUUUGUAGGCACAGAAAAAUGAUGAGUGUGUUGACUAGCUGCUCUGGAAAGGUCACUCUAUUUUCAAAGGGAGCUCCAGAAAGUAUUUUGGAGCGCGCUACAUCAUACUUGCGUCCAGAUGGCACCGUCGUUCCGCUAACCCCUAAAAUACGUGCACUUGUGCAAAGACAACUAGACUCAAUCGCUAGCCAGGCUCUACGUACGCUUGCAUUUGCUUACAGGACUGAUGCUCAGGCUAGUCUAGACCUGUACAAGGAAAGGAGUGGUAAGGAUGUCUCAGAGGGCACUCCCAAAUUCUUUAAGGAAAUUGAAAAGGAUCUUGUAUUAAUUGGUCUUGUAGGAAUUAUGGAUCCUCCGAGACCAGAGGUUCGUGCAUCAAUCACAAAGUGUCUAGACGCGGGAAUACGCGUAAUCAUGAUUACUGGAGACAACAAGAUUACCGCAGAAGCCAUUUCUCGUCAGGUUGGAAUAAUUAGGGAUGAUGGAAAAGAAGGCGUCAACUACUUUUCAUAUACUGGAAAGGAAUUUGAAGAUUUGGCGCCAGAGGAUCAAAAAUUGGUACUCUCUGUAGAAUCCCUCGUAUUCUCCAGGACAGAACCAAAGCAUAAGCAGAAUAUUGUGAGCAUACUUAAGGAAUUAGGAGAGACUGUUGCCAUGACCGGUGAUGGUGUUAAUGAUGCACCUGCACUUAAAAUGGCUGAUAUUGGUAUUUCCAUGGGAAUUACUGGUACAGAGGUUGCGAAGGAGGCAUCAGAUAUGAUUUUAGCUGAUGACAACUUCCAAACCAUUGUAGCAGCUAUAGAAGAGGGUCGUUGCAUUUAUAGCAACAUGAAGGCAUUUAUACGAUACCUCAUAUCUAGCAAUAUUGGAGAAGUCGUCUCAAUAUUUUUAACUGCUGCCCUAGGCAUCCCAGAGGGAAUGCUUCCUGUCCAACUUCUUUGGGUCAACUUGGUUACAGACGGUCCUCCAGCAACUGCUCUAGGUUUUAAUCCUCCAGACCUGAACAUUAUGAAAAAGGGACCAAGGAGUAAAAAUGAUAGAUUGAUUGAUUUGUGGACACUUUUCAGAUAUCUAGUGGUUGGAACUUAUGUUGGUUUUGCUACAACUGGAAUUUUCAUCCAGUGGUACGUUUGGGGAAUUAGUCCCAGUGAUGGAAAUCCCCUUGUAACGCUCAAUGAGCUCAUGCACUGGUCAGAGUGCAACAAGGAGGGUGCCAGCAGGUUAUUUAAUAUUGAUGAUUACAAGUGCUCAUACUUUACAACAGGAAAGGUAAAACCAUCAACCCUUUCCCUAACAACCCUUGUCGUUAUUGAAAUGCUCAACGCCUUCAAUGCUCUCUCAGAGGAUUGUUCGCUAUUUGUCAUGCCUCCAUGGGCUAAUCCCUAUCUUAUUAUCGCCACUAUUUUCUCAAUUUCAAUUCACUGUAUCAUUCUUUACACACCGUUUCUUGCGCAAGUAUUCAAUGUAACGCCAUUGGACAAGUACGAUUGGUUAGCGGUCGUACUAUGGUCACUACCCGUAAUUAUCAUUGACGAACUACUCAAGUUACUAGGAAAGGUUUGCAAGAGGAAACCCACACUCUACGACACACAGUCAUCAAUCAAAUCUGGAAUGUACACUAGGCUAAGCGGAGAUUCUGUGGAACUAAAACCGGCACUCGUAAACAACAAAAAAAUAGAAAAGAGGCGCACAGCCGGCUAA
Theileria equi strain WA is the source of this 3228-nucleotide messenger RNA. RefSeq names its product p-type ATPase family member protein. Gene Ontology annotation, cellular component: membrane. The record is from RefSeq and is a predicted model, not a curated record. The transcript has a single exon. Gene Ontology annotation, molecular function: ATP hydrolysis activity; P-type calcium transporter activity; ATP binding. Bases 1 to 3228 code for a protein of 1075 amino acids. Lineage: Eukaryota; Apicomplexa; Aconoidasida; Piroplasmida; Theileriidae. Gene Ontology annotation, biological process: calcium ion transmembrane transport; intracellular calcium ion homeostasis.